This is a messenger RNA of Myiozetetes cayanensis, 6610 nucleotides long. RefSeq lists its product as uncharacterized. The transcript is spliced from 3 exons. NCBI's taxonomy places the organism in Eukaryota, Metazoa, Chordata, Aves, Passeriformes, Tyrannidae. The record is from RefSeq and is a predicted model, not a curated record. Bases 936 to 6155 code for a protein of 1739 amino acids.
AUCAGGACCCGGGGAGGGGAUCAGGACCCGGGAAGGGGAUCGGCUCCCGGGAAGGGGAUCAGGACCCGGGAAGGGGAUCAGGACCCGGGAAGGGGGGAUCAGGACUCGGGGAGGGGAUCGGCUCCCGGGACAGGUGGCCUUGCGGGUCCCCCCGGGCGGAUGCGGUGACAGCUGUUUGUGCCCGGGCUGCUCUGGCUCCGGGAGUGGGGAUGAGGGCCGGGGCUCCCCUGCCUCUCCCCCGCAGCCUCCGCGGUGUUUAUUUGGGGGCUUGCAGGGGUCCCGACCCCGGGGCUGUGCCCGCACAAGGCACUCCCCGCACGUCAGGAGGUGCGGGGCACAGUGUGAGGGUGAUGCCUUGGAAAGUGUUCCUUUAAGGCAGAAACGUGAAGAAAAAUUGGGAUUCUUUUCCCCAAGGAUUAGAAACUUACGAGAUCCCAGGAACACGAGCGAUGCUUUAGCGAAGGAGCAGGAUGUCUGAUACAAGUCCCGUGAUUUGCUUUGUAGCCUCUUUCCAGGUUUUUCAGGAGAUGAGGUUAAAUCUGUAGGGAGAUGUUAGAAUGUGAAAACAAGCCUUGGGAAUGUCUGUUUGUCCAUACUCGGCUCUUUUGUUUGUAAAGCAUUUCCUUAAAUACCCAAAGGUUUCUCAGCUCCUUUCUUAAAAACAUACUUGGAAGUACCUUAAAAAUAUUUUUGGGAGUACCUUAAAAAUAUUUUUGGAAGUACCUUAAAAACCUGUGUGGAAGAACCUUUCUUAAACAUACAUGGUUGAGGCUUGAACUGUUUUUAAUGUAGUCCAGGAGUUGGACCUCAGCCAUCCUUGUGGGUCCCUUCCAGUUCAGGAUAUUCUGGGAUUUCCCUGCAAAUGUUGAUGUAACAUUGCUUUUAUUUUUAGGCUAAACUGCAAAGCUCAGGACAGCCAAUCCUCAGCUGCCCUGAUGCUCUCAGCUGGGCUGGAGUCUCUCUUGGAUUCUCCCGGGGCUGCUGUGCUGGAGUUGUACCCUGGGCUGCCCGGGAGCGUCUCCACGGAGCUCAUGGCAGUGCCAGGACCUGCCCUGGGACUGGGGGCACAGCCUGAGGGCUCGGGGCCUGUGCUCACACACAGGGACGCUCCCUGGACUUCGGGAGCAGGGAACUUCUGCCAGAACACGGAGGAUCUGGGGGAUGUGCUCGAGGUGGUUUCUCACAGGCCAGCAGAAUCCCUUCCUGAGGAAUUGCUGCAGCCUGGGGACCUUGAGGGGAAUGAAAAUAGCAAAAAGAGACACUUCAGGAAAGUGGACUGUUCCAGUGAUGGAUGCCAGAAAGAAGAUGAAGAGGCCCAAGGUGCUGAGGACCACCAUGCUGAAGGCUCUGCUUUCACUCCAGGGGAAACUUGCUCAAAACAAGAGGACCUUCCCUUCGCCCAGCAAGAGGCAAAGCCUUCAAGAGCCCAUUACACUGAGGUUGCAGGAUCUCUGAGGAGCACAGAGGAAAACCAAGCAAAUGUUCAGGUGACAGCUGAAACUCUGCCAAAGCUCCCCGAAGAAGUACAAGGUAUGAAGGCUGAUGGGACUAGGAUGUUUAGUAAAGCAGGAUACAGGAGUGACAGAGUGAGGAAAGGUCUUCCAGCUGAGAGCAAGGAAUGCCCAGAUGUAGACACAGUCCUGGCCAGAGCUGGGGUUACACAAACCAGCAUCUUAGAUUUUUUAGAGCCUUUCAGAGUCCUGAACGUUGGAGCAGCCACACACCAUCCCCAAGAAACAGAUGACUGUACUGGGCUGGAAGCCCACACUGCCACGAGAGCAGGGGGGAGUGGCGUGUCUGCCUUGGAGACUGAAGAAGAAAAGUUACCCACACGAAAUCCUGUCAAUGAAUUCAGUGCAUCACUUGCUCAUUGCCAGACUUGUCAGCAGGAUGAAGAACAUGAUGCUCGUGACUUCUGUAAGGGUGCUGUACCCAGACAGAAUGACUCCUGUGGGUUGUCCUCAGCAGGGAGCUGCAGGACAUCGUCCACAGCCAGUUCGGGAGUUUUCUGUCCAGUUCUGAAAAGCAGCUCCUGUCUGGACUUCAGAAAUAUGCCAGUAGAAAACAGCAGUGCUGCAGUUCAUGGAAUUAUCAAUGAACCCCCCCCAGAGUAUCUUCCCCAACACGUGGAACGUCACACUCGUUACGAUCACGGAACCGGCUUUGUAGGAAGCCGAAGCUCCACAUCCGUGCCAGUAGAGCAGAUCCCAGCAGUGAGGAACAAAGGAUUAUCUAGUGCUAAAACUGAUCCUAGGGAAUUCAGUGCUGGGAUAGGUAAAUCCUACAGCUCUCAGUUUGGAGAGUCUGCUGAAGUCAGGAGAAAAAUUGCUGUGGGAGAUAACAUGGAAGUUUGGAGCCGGCCUGAAGCUCCGCAGGGUGUUGAGCAUUGUCAUUCUUCAGUUUUUAGUUCUGCUGCUUCAUUUCCUGAGGAGUUCUCAAAGGAAAAAUUUCAAAGAGUCCCAUCAGAAGCUGAGAAGUUGAAAAAGGACCAGUGGCAAUUCUCUCUCAGUGACCUGUGCAAGGAUGGUAUAAAAGAAAAUAGUCUGUUGAUGGAAACAGGCAACAUUGCUUCCCGUGGAACUGGAGAGAGAGACACGAGCUCUUACAAUACCUCCAAGAAAAUUCCUCCUCCCAGACAUCACAGCUGUCUUGACCUUAGUAGCAAGCAAGAAAAAGAUCCACCCAAGGCACAACUGCUUGCAAAGGACUCUGAGAGCAAUACAACAUCAGAUGGGCUGGCUGGUGGUGUAGCUGAAGCUGCAGAAGCUGAUGGGAGUGACAGUUUGUCCACUGGGAAAGAAACACAUUUGUUUUAUACACUAAAUGUAAAUCUACCUCCUAUUUUGCAAAAAUCAAGAGAACCUCAUCAUAAUGAGUGUCCUUGUACUGCUAAUGAAGUUUCACACAGGGACAAGGGUUGGGAUAAUCUGUCUGGAAAAGAGACUGUUGGUGCUUCUGGAACAACAGGGGAACAAGUCACUGCAGUUUUGCUUCAUAAAGACAAAUUCAAGUCUUCAGUGAGUUCCAGGACUUUUUAUGACCCUAAUAUGGCACACAGAGUAUCCCAAAAGGACAUGGAAUCUGCAGGGAAUCUGCAGAGAGUGGGCACUGGUUUAGAAAAUGAACAUUAUUACACACAGCAUUGUAGUAAUCAUGGUAUGAAAGACCAGAGUCCAGCUGCCAGUGCUUCCUGCAUUGUAUCAGGGAGUGCACGUGUGGGUGAAGUUUUCCUGAACAGUCAUUCUGUUGAUGUGGAUAAGAAGAUUGAAGAACACGGUAAUUCAGGAGGAGAGUCUUCAACUGGAUAUAAUAGUCAAGAGGCAGCCAUUUCUCCAGAAGCACGCAUUCCUUUGGCAUGUGGAUCUCCUCCUUGUGAAGAUGACUGGGGCUACAGAGCUGUAGCUCUGCAUGGGAGAAAUGACAUUCCCAUAGGAAAACCCAGGUUUUGCUCAGCUUAUACUGCAGAGAAGUCUGCUGCUACCUUGGCAAGAGAUGAGAUUUCAAAUAAGAAUAUGAAGGUUGUGAAACUGUUCGAUGUUUGUGAAGUAGCCCAAGGCAGCGAAGUUGUUUGUGACAGAGACGAGGCAAAGGAACAGAAGGGCGCGUGUGCUUCCCAGAGAGAGCAGUGUGAUGGAACAAGAACUGUGGCUUCUCCAAACGCCCCUGAAGGCAAUCAGGGAAAUCAGAGCAGUGAACAGUUAUUAGCCAGAUAUUUGGACAAAACCACCUGUGCUCACAGUUUUGGAUUUCGCAGCUCUCUGGGCACCCAGGAGCAGGGGGAAGUGCCCUCGCUCCCAGCUGAUCCCUCAGACUGCAGCACCUCAGGCUGUGCUGCAUGUCCAGCACCUGCCAGCGGGAGCAUCCCAGCACAGCGUGCCAGCCACAGAGAGCCCACCCUCUGCCCACGGGAGAACCGGGGUCACGGCUGUCCGAGGGAGUUGGGUGGCCCAGGGCCAGGCAGGGAGCUGUGCUCAGAGACCUCACCCCACCAAGCAAAGCCUGGCUUACAAACUACAGACAGCUCUGAGGAGGAAAGUGAAUCUGGCUCUAGUGUGGGGGACGAGGUAGUGCUGAAAGCAGGGGCUGACUUGCCUCUGUUAAUGCACAGAUACACAAGAGAAGACAGGCUGGGAGGAACUCUGCAAGAGAAUGUAGAGAAUUUGGACUCUGUAAUUGGUGUGGGAAAUAAAGACUGUUCAGGAUACGUGGGCUCCAUCAAUGAUCUAACUGAAGAGAAGACAAUCAAACCAAAAGAGCAGGAGGAUGACUGUGAAACAGGCAGGGAAGGAACUCCUGAAGAACAGACUGGAAAGGAACUCCUUUGCUCUUCUGAGAGCGAAGCACGUGGCUCACAGCACUGUUGUACCAAACCUGCACAGGAGAAAGCAGAGCUGGUGUUUGCAGGAAACAAAACACAGCCAUCUUUGCCAAAGAUGAAGUCAUUGGUGGAGGACCAGGAAAAUACAGUUAGUGCCCAAUUUUUACCCAUCUCAUCAAUCCAUGGGACAUCCAUGUUAUAUAAUCCAGAAAAUACAAAUGAGCUUUCAGAUACAGAACACAGAGAAAGUCUGAGCAUAAAACCUGUCUUAAAUAACACUUGCCCACAGGUAAUAUCUGAGCCUGGUAAGGAAACCAGUGCUCCAAAGGCUGUUGGUCCAUCCCACUCUGGAAAGUUUGACAUCCAAGAACCUUUCAAUAAGACUCAGGUGGAUUCAGAAACACAGUCAGCUCUGAGCUGUGGCAUCUCUCUGCCUGAGAAAGAACAGCUGUGUAUGUCACCUGAGAAUGAACAAAGAGAGAAUUGUGAGCCAUCUGCAGCCAAAGUUUUUAGCAAAGAUUCUUCAAUGACAAAAAUUGUUUCUGUAACAAUUUCUGUUAAGAGGAAGUGCAGCAAUAUUGAGAUUCCCUCUUCAGAGAAUGAAAUGGCAGCAGGCUCCCUGACUGGGGCAAAAAGCUCAAGGGUUUGUGCCCACAGCAAAGAAAGCCUGAAAGGUGAGGGGCACUGCUCACCAACUGACAUGGAUGGGACCUCACCAAAAAGUCCUCCCUGUGAAGAGAAGUUUAAAAAUACAUCUGAGCCAGAAAAUACGAAUGAGCUUUCAGAUACAGAACACAGAGAAAGUCUGAGCAUAAAACCUCUCUUAAGUAACACUUGCCCACAGGUAAUGUCUGAGCCUGGUAAAGAAACCAGUGCUCCAAGGGCUGUUGGUCCAUCCCACUCUGGAAAGUUUGACAUCCAAGAACCUUUCAAUAAGACUCAGGUGGAUUCAGAAACACAGUCAGCUGUGAGCUGUGGCAUCACUCUGCCUGAGAAAGAAACCUGUAUGUCACCUGAGAAUGAACAAAGAGAGAACUUGUUUUCAGACAAAAAAUUCAGCAAAGAUUCUUCAAUGACAAAAAUUCUUUCUGUAAUAAUUUCUGUUAAGAGGAAAUGCAGCAAUAUUGAGAUUCCCUCUUCAGAGAAUGAAAUGGCAGCAGGCUCCCUGACUGGGGCAAAAAGCUCGAGGGUUUGUGCCCACAGCAAAGAAAGCCUGAAAGGUGAGGGGCACUGCUCACCAACUGACAUGGAUGGGACCUCACCAAAAAGUCCUCCCUGUGAAGAGAAGUUUAAAAAUACAUGUGUAGAAGAGAAGCUGGGAGAAGAAAUAGCCCCUAGAAAAAAGUUGCUGAGAAGUCAUCCAUGGGCCUCGUUAGAAGACUCUAAAGAGUCCGGUGGCAAAAUAGUCCCCCUCGGUGCUGAGAACCACGGCAAGGUUUUGGAAGAGAUCCCAAGAUCCAACCUAAACUAUGUUUCAAACGAAAGAAGCGGCGAUGGAGAGCUCCCAAACGUAGCGGGUACCCGCGUGCUUUCAGCAGCUCUGCAGGACUGCCAGGCUGUGUCUGAGGCAGGGGCUUCCCCAGGACUGCAGGGUGAUCCACCAGCCACGCUCCCCCCUCCUCUGAGCUCCCCGUCAGCCAGGGGCACAGGGCCAUGCCCAGGCUGGGGGGUUUGCAGGGCAGCACGGGUGCCUUACAGAUCAGCUGCACGGAGCACGGAGCAGCAGACAGGAGGGAACGGAGCGCCAGGACACAGCAGCAGCUCGUGCGCUUUGCCAGGAGAACGAGGCUUCAGGUUCAAAGAGACUCCACCAAAUAGAGGAGCAUCAAGUAACUAAACAAAAGAAGUAUGAAAAGAUAGAAGUGCAUCCAGUCAGACCAGGCCCACCAAGAGAAAGCAAAAAUCACACCCAGCAUGUUGCACAGUUCUGAACUCUUAGGCAGCUCUUCAAAUGAGUUGGUGACAUCUCGAAAUAAGAAGUUUGAAGGUCCUUUAGAGGAGACUUUUGCUGUCAGAAGCAGUGAAAGUAAACUAUGUAGCACUUUACAAGAAGUUAAAAGGCCAAAGAUUACCACAGAUAUUAUUAGUUCACAGUUUUUGAAGACUCAGGAUUCAGAAAUGGAAAACCUGAACCUUAAUUUAGGGUAUGAUGGAAUCCCUGGUGCCUUUGGAACUACAAAUAAACUAGGAGGAACUACAAAGAAACUAGGAGGGCCUCUUCCACUAAGAAUACAACCUGGAAGGACGUGCAAAAAGGUUCCCAUAUUGCAUCAGCUAAAAACCAUUAGAAAA